CCACUUCAUCUUGUUGCAGUCGCCACCGCUGGCCACUAUCUAAAAAGGCAAAUUGGUUCAUGGACUCUCCAGAUCUCCGCCCGCUUCAUCCUCUUCCUCUGCAAAAACCUUCUGCACCAAAACAAGAAAUAGCCUUCCACCUGCAAAUGGAGACUUCCCCACUCCCCAUUCUCUCGACCGCUCUUCUAAUAACUCUCUACUUCUUCUUCCGCCACCUCCGCUGCCGGCAAGCCCACAAGCUGCCGCCCGGGCCAGCGGCGCUGCCAGUCAUCGGGAACCUCCACCAGCUGGGCAACCUUCCCCACCGCCGCCUCCACAGCCUCGCCAAGUCCUAUGGCCCCAUCAUGUUCCUCCGCCUUGGCAACAAGCCGACGGUAGUGGUCUCAUCGCCGGAGGCGGCUGAGCUGGUCCUCAAGACCUAUGAUGGCAUCUUCUCGAGCCGCCCGAGCGUGGACGCCCUGCACCACUUGUCUUACGGCAACAAGGGGAUGGCGUUCGCGGAGAGCGGUGCAUAUUGGAGAGGCAUGAGGAAGCUGUGCACUCUGCAGCUGCUGAGCCCGGCAAAGGUUGAGUCUUUCGCACCAAUGAGGAGGGAAGAGCUGGGGAGGGUGGUCAGGAGGGUGAGGGCGGCGGCGGCGGCGGCGCACGAGGCGGUGGACGUGAGCGCGGAGGUGGGGCAGCUUAUCGGGGACUUGGCAUGCAGGAUGAUAUUGGGGUGCAGCACAAGGGAUAAGUUCAACUUGAAGCCUGUGAUUCACGAGGCUCUGAACUUAGCCGGGGCUUUCAAUUUGGCAGACUAUGUGCCUCUUCUUGGAGCUCUCGAUCUUCAGGGAAUAACUCGGCGUGCAAAAGCUGUCAAUCGAGCCGUGGAUGAGGUACUGGAGGACAUCAUUAGUGAACACGAGGAAGACACAACUGAAAAUACGAGGGCAACUUCAAGACACGUUGCGGGCAUGGGCCACCAAUAA
Molecule: messenger RNA, 968 nt
Organism: Eucalyptus grandis
Lineage: Eukaryota; Viridiplantae; Streptophyta; Magnoliopsida; Myrtales; Myrtaceae
Product: cytochrome P450 CYP736A12
Exons: 2
Coding region: 60-968 (302 amino acids)
Molecular function (GO): heme binding; oxidoreductase activity, acting on paired donors, with incorporation or reduction of molecular oxygen; iron ion binding
Source: RefSeq, a predicted model, not a curated record